This is a messenger RNA of Gallus gallus (chicken), 2570 nucleotides long. RefSeq names its product poly(ADP-ribose) polymerase family member 6 (gene PARP6). Gene Ontology annotation, cellular component: membrane; endoplasmic reticulum tubular network; intracellular anatomical structure. The record is from RefSeq and is a predicted model, not a curated record. Gene Ontology annotation, molecular function: NAD+ poly-ADP-ribosyltransferase activity; kinase binding; protein serine/threonine kinase activator activity. Gene Ontology annotation, biological process: endoplasmic reticulum unfolded protein response. The transcript is spliced from 19 exons. Bases 16 to 2241 code for a protein of 741 amino acids. NCBI's taxonomy places the organism in Eukaryota, Metazoa, Chordata, Aves, Galliformes, Phasianidae.
ACACUGAGCAGAGCCAUGGGGACCCAACGCGGGGCCGCUGCCCGCCCCCACUCGAGGCACGGCGCGGACGGCCGGGACGGGUCGGGGUUCGAGGCCGGGGUCCCCGCGGUGACGUCACCGCCCGCGCGGCGUUGCCGGGCGACGGAGGCGCGGGGCCCUGACGUCAAGGCCCGAUGGCCGCCCGCCCGCCCGGCGGCAUGGAGGCGGCAGGGACGGGGCCAGGCCGCGGGCAGCGCUGAGAUGGACCUCAAGGGCCAGUACUGGACGGACGAUGACUCCGAUGGGGACAAUGAGUCCGAGGAGUUCCUCUAUGGGGUACAGGGGACCUGUGCUGCCGACCUGUACCGGCACCCACAGCUGGACGCCGACAUCGAGGCCGUGAAGGAGAUCUACAGCGAGAAUGCUGUGUCCGUCAGGGAGUAUGGGACCAUCGAUGAUGUGGACAUUGACCUCCAUGUGAACAUCAGCUUCCUCGAUGAGGAGGUGGCAACAGCCUGGAAGGUGCUUCGGACAGAGCCCAUCGUCCUGCGCCUGCGCUUCUCCCUCUCCCAGUACCUCGAUGGCCCGGAACCGUCCAUCGAGGUCUUCCAGCCAUCCAACAAGGAGGGCUUUGGGCUGGGGCUGCAGCUGAAGAAGAUUCUGGGCAUGUUCACAUCGCAGCAAUGGAAGCAUCUCAGCAACGACUUCCUGAAGACCCAGCAGGAGAAGCGGCACAGCUGGUUCAAAACGAGUGGCACCAUCAAGAAGUUCCGAGCCGGCCUCAGCAUCUUCUCCCCCAUCCCCAAGUCGCCCAGCUUCCCUGUCAUCCCAGACUCGGUGCUGAAGGGCAAGCUGGGUGCUCCCGAAGUGCGCGUCAACCGCCUGAUGAACCGCUCCGUCUCCUGCACAGUGAAGAACCCCAAGGGGGAGGUGUUUGGCUACACCCCCAGCACCCAGGCAGGUGUCGCCCCGUUCAACAUCCUGGUUGGUGGCCACUGUAAGAAUGUCCCCACGCUGGAGUACGGCUUCCUCGUCCAGAUCAUGAAGUACGCGGAGCAGCGCAUCCCGACGCUCAACGAGUACUGCGUGGUGUGUGAUGAGCAGCACGUCUUCCAGAACGGCUCCAUGCUCAAGCCGGCUGUGUGCACCCGUGAGCUGUGUGUCUUCUCCUUCUACACCCUGGGUGUGAUGUCCGGUGCAGCAGAAGAGGUGGCCACAGGAGCUGAGGUGGUGGACCUGCUGGUGGCCAUGUGCCGUGCUGCGCUGGAGUCCCCCCGCAAAAGCAUCAUCUUCGAGCCUUAUCCCUCCGUGGUGGACCCCAAUGACCCCAAAACACUUGCCUUCAACCCCAAGAAGAAGAACUAUGAGCGGCUGCAGAAGGCGCUGGACAGUGUGAUGUCCAUCCGGGAGAUGACCCAGGGCUCCUAUCUGGAGAUCAAGAAGCAGAUGGACAAGCUGGACCCGCUGGCACAUCCCCUUCUGCAGUGGAUCAUCUCCAGCAACAGAUCCCACAUUGUCAAGCUGCCUCUCAGCAGGCAGCUGAAGUUCAUGCACACCUCGCACCAGUUCCUCCUACUGAGCAGCCCCCCAGCCAAGGAGGCCCGGUUCCGCACCGCCAAGAAGCUCUACGGCAGCACUUUCGCUUUCCAUGGCUCUCACAUUGAGAACUGGCACUCCAUUCUGCGCAACGGGCUGGUCAACGCGUCCUACACCAAGCUGCAGGUACUGCUCGCCGAUGCCGGUUCUGGAUCCGGGCAGGUGGGGAGGGAUGUGGGCAGCCCCAGGGAUGCUGUGGCCGUGCCUCAUGCCCAGGCUGCUGUGGGUGCCGCGUUGCUCACCCCGGUGUUUUCCUGCAAGCUGCAUGGAGCAGCCUAUGGCAAGGGCAUCUAUCUGAGCCCCAUCUCCAGUAUUUCCUUUGGAUACUCAGGGAUGGGGAAAGGGCAGCACCGGAUGCCUUCAAAGGACGAGCUGGUGCAGAGGUACAACCGGAUGAACACCAUCCCCCAGUUAUCACCUCCAAGGACCUGCAGAAGCACGGCAACAUCUGGGUCUGCCCCGUGUCGGACCACGUCUGCACCCGCUUCUUCUUUGUGUGAGUGCCAGCACCACCUCUGCGCCCACACCCGCCCCGUGGGCACCGCUAACACUUUUCCCUCCAGGUACGAAGACGGCCAGGUGGGAGAUGCCAAUAUCAAUACUCAGGACCCCAAAAUCCAGAAGGAGAUCAUGCGUGUGAUCGGGACUCAGGUGUACACAAACUGAGCGGCGGGGGCCCUGCUGCGGGGUGCUGAGCGACGGCCCCGGCCAGGGACGGGCGCGUGGGGUUGGCAGCGGGUGGUGACAUGUGGGGACACCAGCGGGUGGCAGUGGGGCCGCAGCUCCUCCCUGUGCAUAGGUGAGCAGCGGGGAGCGGGCUGCCAGGUCCCUUGUCCCCUACACCCCAUCCCUGAGCCCGUGCUGGUGGCUGUCCCUCCUCGCGUUUGUGGCGAUGGCGUUUUUAUCGAUGAGAAACUGAAGCAAAAAAAACCCAACGGAACGCAUACAAACAAACAAACAAACAAACAAAAAACGAAAAAAAAAGAGGAAAGUGA